ACACAGGUGCUGUUUCCACCGCCAUACCUCUUUAUAUAUAAUAAAUACGAACCUCCCACGAGUUUCCACUACGCUCUUCUCUUUGUCUUUGACUAUAGUAGAGAAGAGAAAUUAAAACAGAUGGGAAGUUUAGAGGAAGACGAGUUGGUACAAAUGGUGCAAGAUUUUAUAGAAUCCGAAUCAACAUCCCCCACAAGUUCCACUUCCUCAAAUUGCCACACCUUAAACCACCGAACUCAAUAUUUUAUUCUACAGGAUAUUCUAAGGAGUGAUGGUGAUACAGCAUGUGAGGCUAAGGUAUUGAAGUGUGUAUUGAAGCAUAUGAGAGGUAGAAAGGGUGCUGAGAAAACAACAAGUCUCAGUAGAUGGCUUGUUAUGAGGAUGAAAAUGGAUGGCCUCAAUGCUUCUAUAUGCCACACCUCUUGGGCCACCUCUUUGGGUUGUCCUGCUGCAGGUGAGUACGAGUAUAUUGAAGUGAUAACAGAGGAUGAUGAGAAUUAUGCCAAACCUAUGAGGCUGAUAGUGGAUAUAGACUUUAGGUCCCAAUUUGAAGUUGCGAGGCCAACACAACACUACAAAGAAUUGACAGACUCGGUCCCAGUGAUUUUUGUUGCGAUUGAGAGCAAACUGUGCAAGAUAAUUUCGCUGCUAUGUUCUGCUGCCAAACAGUGCCUAAGAGAGAAGGGUCUCCACGUGCCACCAUGGAGAACCACCUCAUACAUGCAAGCCAAGUGGCUCUCUGUGAGUCCUAAAGAGCCUAGCCAUGCAGGUUAUGUGGGAGAAAAAGGUGAUGCCAUUGGUGAUGAUCAUGAACAUGCUGAUCCUGAUAUUAUUGGUAACUGGGUACCUCCAUUACUGAAGCCAAAGAAAAGGGAUUUGGAUGGUGGUGGAUCUGGUUUGUCAAGUCAAUUAUCUAACAUGAGUGUAAAUUGUUGCUAGGGGAGUAGUCUCUGCUUAUUCUAAGAACUACUAUAACCAAUUUUGGUCGCAAUUUUGGAGUUCUUUUUGAUAAAUUCAGUGAUCAUCAUCACAAGUAUUUUUUUAUUGCCACUUAUGGUAGUGCCAUAAAAUAAGAGCACUUCUUACGUGGAUUUUAAAAUUUUAGUAUUUUGUGAGCAAAAAGUGCUUGUAAUCCACUUGAGAAUCCUAUUGUCGAAUAAAAGAAUAUCCUUCUCCGUUUCA
Glycine soja is the source of this 1182-nucleotide messenger RNA. RefSeq lists its product as uncharacterized. The transcript has 3 exons. The coding region runs from base 121 to 939 and encodes 272 amino acids. Lineage: Eukaryota; Viridiplantae; Streptophyta; Magnoliopsida; Fabales; Fabaceae. The record is from RefSeq and is a predicted model, not a curated record.